Molecule: messenger RNA, 3238 nt
Organism: Castor canadensis (American beaver)
Lineage: Eukaryota; Metazoa; Chordata; Mammalia; Rodentia; Castoridae
Gene: Kcnq2
Product: potassium voltage-gated channel subfamily Q member 2
Biological process (GO): potassium ion transmembrane transport
Cellular component (GO): membrane; voltage-gated potassium channel complex
Molecular function (GO): voltage-gated potassium channel activity
Source: RefSeq, a predicted model, not a curated record
GAGGUGGCCGCAGCGUCCCCGCGCGGCCGGGCCCAGCAGGAUCGCGGAGCCGCCGCCGCCGCCGCCGCCUCGGCCAUGCGGCUCCCAGGCCGGGGCCUGGGCUGGGGCCCGCGCCGCCUCCCGCGCACCGCCCCCGCUGAGCCCGCGCCCGGCCGGGGCGCCGCCCGGCACCAUGGUGCAAAAGUCGCGCAACGGCGGCGUGUACCCCGGCCCGAGCGGGGAGAAGAAGCUCAAGGUGGGCUUCGUGGGGCUGGACCCCGGCGCGCCCGAUUCCACUCGUGACGGCGCGCUGCUCAUCGCCGGCUCCGAGGCCCCCAAGCGUGGCAGCAUUCUAAGCAAGCCGCGCGCGGGCGGCGCUGGUACCGGGAAGCCCCCCAAGCGCAACGCCUUCUACCGCAAGCUGCAGAAUUUCCUCUACAACGUGCUGGAGCGGCCCCGCGGCUGGGCGUUCAUCUACCACGCCUACGUGUUCCUUCUGGUCUUCUCCUGCCUCGUGCUCUCCGUGUUUUCCACCAUCAAGGAGUAUGAGAAGAGCUCUGAGGGUGCCCUCUACAUCCUGGAAAUCGUGACCAUCGUGGUGUUUGGAGUGGAAUACUUUGUGCGGAUCUGGGCUGCAGGCUGUUGCUGCCGAUACCGAGGCUGGAGGGGGAGGCUCAAGUUUGCCAGGAAGCCGUUCUGUGUGAUUGACAUCAUGGUGCUCAUCGCCUCCAUCGCCGUGCUGGCCGCCGGCUCCCAGGGCAAUGUCUUUGCCACGUCUGCGCUCCGGAGCCUGCGGUUCCUGCAGAUUCUGAGGAUGAUCAGGAUGGACCGGAGGGGGGGCACCUGGAAACUGCUAGGCUCGGUGGUCUACGCCCACAGCAAGGAAUUGGUGACCGCCUGGUACAUUGGUUUCCUCUGCCUCAUCCUGGCCUCCUUUUUGGUGUACUUGGCAGAGAAGGGUGAGAAUGACCACUUUGACACCUACGCAGAUGCUCUUUGGUGGGGCCUGAUCACUCUGACGACCAUUGGCUAUGGGGACAAAUACCCUCAGACUUGGAACGGGAGGCUCCUGGCAGCAACAUUCACCCUCAUUGGCGUCUCGUUCUUUGCUCUGCCUGCAGGCAUUUUGGGGUCUGGCUUUGCCCUGAAAGUCCAGGAACAGCAUCGGCAGAAGCACUUUGAGAAGAGGCGGAAUCCAGCAGCUGGUCUGAUCCAGUCCGCCUGGAGGUUCUACGCCACCAACCUCUCACGCACCGACCUGCACUCUACAUGGCAGUACUACGAGCGCACAGUCACUGUCCCCAUGUACAGCUCGCAAACUCAAACCUACGGGGCCUCCAGACUUAUCCCACCUCUCAACCAGCUGGAGCUGCUGAGGAACCUCAAGAGUAAAUCUGGACUCACCUUCAGGAAGGAGCCACAGCCAGAGCCAUCACCAAGUCAGAAGGUCAGUUUGAAAGAUCGUGUCUUCUCCAGCCCCCGAGGCGUGGCUGCCAAGGGGAAGGGGUCUCCCCAGGCCCAAACAGUGCGGAGGUCACCCAGUGCUGACCAGAGCCUCGAGGAUAGCCCAAGCAAGGUGCCCAAAAGCUGGAGCUUCGGGGAUCGCAGCCGGGCCCGCCAGGCCUUCCGCAUCAAGGGUGCUGCAUCGCGGCAGAACUCAGAAGAAGCAAGUCUCCCCGGGGAGGACAUUGUUGAGGACAACAAGAGCUACAACUGCGAGUUUGUGACUGAGGAUCUGACUCCCGGCCUCAAAGUCAGCAUCAGAGCCGUGUGUGUCAUGCGGUUCCUGGUGUCCAAGAGGAAGUUCAAAGAGAGUCUGCGGCCGUACGACGUGAUGGAUGUAAUCGAGCAGUAUUCGGCUGGACACCUGGACAUGCUGUCCCGAAUCAAGAGCCUGCAGUCCAGAGUGGACCAGAUCGUGGGGCGGGGCCCAGCAAUAACAGACAAGGACCGGACCAAGGGCCCAGCAGAGGCGGAGCUGCCUGAGGACCCCAGCAUGAUGGGACGGCUCGGGAAGGUGGAGAAGCAGGUCUUGUCCAUGGAAAAGAAGCUGGACUUCCUGGUGAGCAUCUACACCCAGCGCAUGGGCAUCCCCCCGGCAGAAACAGAGGCCUAUUUUGGGGCCAAGGAGCCAGAGCCGGCACCACCCUACCACAGUCCUGAGGACAGCCGUGAGCACGCAGACAAGCAUGGCUGCAUAAUCAAGAUCGUCCGCUCCACCAGCUCCACCGGCCAGAGGAACUACGCUGCACCCCCGGCCAUGCCCCCUACCCAGUGUCCCCCAUCCACCUCAUGGCAGCAGCAGAGCCAUCAGCGCCACGGCACCUCCCCUGUGGGGGAGCACAGCUCGCUGGUGCGCAUCCCACCUCCCCCGACACAUGAGCGGUCGCUGUCUGCCUACAGCGGGGGCAAUCGGGCCAGCACCGAGUUCCUGAGGCUGGAGGAUGCCCAGGCCUGCAGGCCUCACGAGGGCGCUUUGCGGGACAGUGACACGUCCAUUUCCAUCCCGUCCGUGGACCAUGAGGAGCUGGAGCGCUCCUUCAGUGGUUUCAGCAUCUCCCACUCCAAGGAGAGCCUGGAUGCCCUCAGCAGCUGCUACGCAGCUGUGGCGCCAUGUGCCAAAGUCAGGCCCUACAUUGCGGAGGGCGAGUCUGACACAGACUCGGACCUCUGCACGCCCUGCGGGCCCCCACCGCGCUCUGCCACGGGCGAGGGCCCCUUUGGAGAUGUGGGGUGGGCUGGGCCCAGGAAGUGAGGCCACACUGGGCCACUGGACUCCUACGCCAUGUCCCAGUCCACCUCCUAGUUGGAGGCUGGAAGUCCUCUGGGACCUUUUUGUAGAGUGACACGGGCAGUGGGGACACCCGGGGGUUCCAGCUCUCAGGACCCAUGUGGGGUGGUGGACAGGCAGGGUUCCUUGGCCCGUGUGGUGACAUUUUACAGAAGUUCCUUUCCAACCAGUGGCUGGAGGCUGGGGCUGGACUCUGGUCAUCCCAGGAAGGCCCUGUGGUAGCAAGGCCAGCCCUGUCCAGUCUGCUCGGGGACAGACCACCACCCUGCGUGUGUGGGGGGUGGAGUGAUGAUGGGCAUGGCCAGUGGAAGCAUGGGCUGGGAGCAUGCCCUGGGGAGGUGGAGGUGAGGGCCAGUCUAGCCCCUGCAGAUGGCCAGCCUUGGGGCUUGGCAGGGUUUCCCAAGAGGGUAUGGCAGGCCUUGGAUGUGACCACCCUCACCCCUGGCCGUGUGUCCCUUGGUUUCUGAC